Messenger RNA from Linum trigynum, 4469 nucleotides. The record is from the annotation of a GenBank genome assembly. NCBI's taxonomy places the organism in Eukaryota, Viridiplantae, Streptophyta, Magnoliopsida, Malpighiales, Linaceae.
GACGGGGCCGCCGCCUGGGCCUGGCAGGCUGGUGGCUUGGUGAGGAAGGCGGAGGGAGGGGAAGGGGAUUAGGAAAAAACUGGAAAAGAGGAAGAAAUCAGAAAUCUCAUUGAAUGUGUUGAUAGAUAGAUAACAUCAUAACACAAUCACAUAUGCCCCUUCCUCGGUCUUCCUCCCCUUCCUCUCCUCUUAUUUUCCCCUUUUCAUCCCUCGGUUUCUCUCUCUAUUUUCCCCUUCUAUCAAACAAUACUAUACGACAGACUAACCCUAACUUCCCCCCUUUCGUGAUGAUUUGAUCUGAUCGGAGUAGAUCUCUCUGGGUUCUAAUACCGUCGUCAGGUGCGUUCUCUUACUCUCCGUCCCUUGUUUUCCUCCUUCGAAGAAUGUUUCUUGGCUUGCUGAAUUUUUCGCUUGUGAUAAUUGAAAAUUUGAGGUCUGCUGAUUGAUAGUUUCUGAGCGGAGUGCGUUGUUGGUGUUGCGUUAGUGGAUCAGCCGACAUUUUGGAUGUUUUUGCAGCUUCUCUCUUUUUUUUUUAUGAUUUUGUUUGGAUGCCGUGAAUUCCUCCGUGGAGGCAACUGGAGACGAUUUUAUUGGAAAGAGGAUGUUCUUACCUUUCCCCAAUUGCUCUUUGUUUGUUCCCUUGGAUUUCCUCCCCUGCGUUAGAACCUGUUCUUUCUGAUGCGCUGACAUGCGAAAUUGGAAGGUAUCGGUAGUCUUAAGUUGCACCGAUGGUGUUUUUAUGAAUGGAGAUUGGAGUAAUUGGUGGCCUUUCUCUACUUCUUGUUGUCAGAAUGGGGUUAUUAUAUGUUGUGAGUGAAUUUGGAGUUUUGUACGUGUAAUAGAAAGCCGACCCCAUUGCUAGAAUGGAGUUCCGUGCGCUAGUUUAAUAUUUGCGUUAUCAUUUGGCAUUAUUAGAAGGGUAACUUCACUUUUCUGUAUCCUCGAGCUGCUUUGAUGCCUACACUGGACUCCUGUCUUGUGGGUCUUUGGCGGAUGAGUUGUGUGAAGUUGUGGUAAUUGUUUUGGCAGUUUCUAAUACGCCAGCAGGAUAAGUUUUUGUAAAUUAAGCACCAACUUCAUAAAAGGAAAAACAAGAGAACAUGAAGCGGAUUGGGGGAUGUAUGGCAGCCAUCUCUGUGUAGUGAUGUUUUGAUUUGUGUUCUCAUUCAUGGUCAUUUGCAGCAGGCACUCUUUGGUCCCUUAUUUCCUGUGAUUUGCAGCAGAGGCAGAACACCUUGUCAUUUACUGCCUAAUGUCAAUAAUGCGUGUUUGAUGCUUUUGUUUCAUUGUUAUAACUGAUCUGAACUUUGUUUUUGCUGUGUUAUCUGAACUCUGUUUGCUGCCUUUUUUGUCUUGAUUAAUUUAUUCCAAAUCUCAUGACUAGAUACUAUAUCACAUUAGUUAAAGACCCUUCUUGGUAAUGUUUCUGGAUAUUCUUCAGAUUGAAGGCAAUAGCAAGUGGCCCAAUAUAAUUGAUGGACAAUGAUUGUGCAGAUGGAUAAAAUGUCUACUCCUCCUUCUCGGGAUCGUGUUCAAUGUCUGUAUGACAAGGUAGACUUGUGGAUAUAUUUGUGCAUGCUGGUUUUUUUUGUUAUAAAUAUUAUUGGUUUGUUUAUAAAGUGCUUUGCUUUCUUAGAACGUUGAGUUGGAGAACAAACGAAGGAGGUCAGCUCAGGCACGGGUUCCAUCUGAUCCCAAUGCAUGGCAACAAAUGCGCGAGAACUAUGAAGCUAUAAUUCUCGAAGAUCAUGGUUUUUCCGAGCAGCACAACAUAAAUAUGUGUUGUGGCAAUUACACUAUAGGUGUAUUGAGGAACUGAGAGCUCAUUAUAAUGAUGCCCUUAAUGCUGCUGGCUCAGACUCAUCUAAGGUUCUUGCCCGCCCUGAUCGUGUCUCAAAGAUACGGUUACAAUUUAAAACAUUUCUUUCUGAAGCAACUGGGUUUUAUCAUGACCUGAUUUUGAAAAUCAGAGCCAAGUAUGGGCUUCCCCUGGGUUUCUUCUUAGAUGGCACGGAUGGCAGAGUUGUUAUGGAGAAAGAUGAGAAGAAAUCUGCUGAUAUCAAGAAAAAAUUGAUUUCCUGCCACCGGUGUUUGAUAUACCUGGGUGAUCUUGCGAGGUACAAAGGACUAUAUGGAGAUGGAGAUGCUAAAACACGCGAGUAUGCUGCUGCUUCGAGUUACUACUUGCAGGCUGCAUCUCUUUGGCCAUCAAGUGGCAAUCCACAUCACCAGCUUGCUAUUGUGGCAUCAUAUUCUGGUGAUGAGCUGGGGGCAGUGUACCGUUACUUUAGGAGCCUGGCAGUUGAUAAUCCUUUUAUGACAGCACGAGAUAAUCUGAUUUUUGCUUUUGAGAAGAAUCGUCAGAGUUGCUCUCAGUUGGUUGUGGAGGUCAAAGGUUCUAUAGUUAAGGAGUCAGUAGUUCGGGGAAAAGGAAGAGGAAAGGGGGAGCCAAAAGGUGGAUCUAAAAUUCCAUGUGUUGAAGCUGAUGGUUCCAAGGAGAAGGAAACUGAUGUUAAUGAGAUUCGUAAAUUAUUUUGCAUUCGAUUUAUCCGUCUAAAUGGCAUUCUUUUCACCCGCACGAGCUUGGAGACAUUUGCAGAACUUCUCGCAUCAGUCAGCAGCACUUUCCUUGAGCUUCUAUCCUCUAUUCCGGAAGAGAAGUCAAAUUUUGGAGCAGACACUGUUGAUAAUGGACUUUUUAUUGUUCGAUUAGUCUCUAUCCUUGUAUUCACUGUUCAUAAUGUUAAGAAAGAGGCUGAAGGUAAGAGCUAUGCAGAGAUUGUGCAGCGUACUGUUCUUCUUCAGAAUGCAUUUACUGCUGCUUUCGAGUUAAUAGGACAUGUAUUGGAGAGGUGCGAGCAGCUUAAUGAUCCUUCUUCAAGUUACUUGUUACCUGGAAUUCUGGUAUUUGUGGAGUGGUUGGCCUGUUGCUUUGAGAAAAUGGUUGCCAUAAGGUCCAAAUUUUGGAGGUGCUGUAUAGCUUUCAUGAACAAGAUCUUGUUCUUUUUGCCAAUAUCCCUUGAUGAUAAUGAAGACGAUACGUGCUUCAAUAACAUGAUCCGGUAUGAAGAUGGGGAAUCUUGGAACAUGCUUGCUUUAUGGGAAGACUUAGAGUUGAGAGGGUUUUUGCCACUUGUCCCUGCACAAUCCAUUUUGGACUUCUCCAGGAAAUACCCAUUUGCAACUGACGGUUCUCAGGAAAGGAUGGCUCGCAUUAAGAGGGUUCUUGCUGCAGGGAAGGUGAUGACUCGAUAUUUGCACAUGUUUUCCCCUUUGUUUCUUGAUCGUUUAAGCUUGCAUUAUCGCUUCUUUGGCAUAUUUUAUGCUAGGUUGUGUUCCUUUGUCACAUUUCAGGUCCUAGCAUGUAAAUUGAAGCAUAGGCGCAAGUUUGAAGUCAAUCGGAGAUCAUUCGGCAAUGCGGGAGAAGAAACACGAGCAUGACCUGAGGAAUAAUGGACUUCUACCUCAUAUUAUGGACAAAUAAUCAUGUAAUUUUGUCAUGAAAAGAAAGAAGACGAGAUUACGAGCGUCUGGGAUCAAACGGCGACUGAUUCGGAGUCCGGACAAGGGAGAAACGAAGCAUUAAACAGAGGCUGAGCAAGCCACACGGGCAAACCUAAAAACCCACACGGCCGUGUGACUUGGCCAUGUGGCCGUGUGGGAUUUACCGAGCACUCACACGGGCAUCCUGGGGAGCCACACGGCCGUGUAGCUUGCCUGGUUUCCCAUUAAUCGAAACUCUGCGUUUUGGCACUCACACGGGCAUCUGGGUAAGCCACACGGCCAUGUGGCAUGGCGUGUGAGUCGGGAAAUUCUGGGUUUUAAGCCAAAUUCGAGCCAAAGGAGAAAGAGAGCUGGGUUUGUGGUUCCCAAACACCCAAGGGACGAACCCUAAAGAGAGAGAGAGAGAGCGGCUUGGGAACAUUCUUGGAGCUAUUUUGGAGGAUUUCUUCGCCAUUGGAGCUCGGGAAUCAAGCUUGGAGAUGGAGAUUGAAGAUCUAGAUCAGAUUUCUGCAGUCUCUCUCUUCUCUAUGGAGUAACUUCCCUUCACUUAGGUUUUGUGGAACCCUAGUUCCAUGUGUUAGGAUCUUUCUUGUAUGAAGUUUUGGAUGCUAUAUUGUUUGAUUAUAAUCGAUUGAGGCAUGAUUUAUUGAGUCAAUUGAAUCUUGAUCAAAUUCUCUUGAUUUCUGCUUUAACCUAUGAUAGAUAGAAUCUUAUUAGGUUAAGAGAGCUUCCUUGAUUGAUAGUGGUGAAUUGGUUGUGCGAGAGUCAUUCAAUUCACUGCUUUGUACUGGAAUUCAUUCCAGUAGUGGAGAUCUGUGUGAAUCGCCUUAGCAGUCUAUCCCGGUGAAGGCUAGUCGCCUGUCGGGUAUUAUGUCUAAGAGGGCUUGGUCAGCUUAAGAGAUUCCAAGCUAAUUUAGUAUCUUCCGUGUUGAAUUUAAAGAUUUCAAUACAUCAAGUCACGAGAU